UCAUCGCUCCCCUUCUCGUGGGGCCGGAAGCGGGAUGUGAUGUAAAAAUCACAUUGAAACGUUUUUCUUCUGUGUGCAGACUUUCCGAUGCAUUGUAAGGUACCGAGAAAUAUUAACUUUUUGAUAAUGAUUCGACUAUUUUAAUUCAUCUUGCCAUUUGGAUACGAUCACAACGGACGUAUACAACUGUUGGAGGUCCUGUGAGAUCACGCAACAGAGAUGUAGUCUCUGUCCACAGCAGUCCAGAGACGCCCCCUGGCCACCAUGCUGCUGUUCCUGUUGCUGGUCUUCCGCGGUAACGCACAUGCCCAGAUAGACCCAGCACACUGCCGCUACCCGCUUGGCAUGGAGGAUGGACGGAUCAAGGAUGAUGACAUCACUGCCUCCAGCCAAUGGUAUGAUACCACUGGCCCCCAGUACGCCAGGAUGAAUCGUGAGGAAGGGGAUGGUGCUUGGUGUCCGGCUGGGCCCCUAGCGCCCUCAGAUGUCCAGUUCCUGCAGCUGGAUCUACAGCAGCUUACCUUCCUCACCAUCGUCGGCACCCAGGGCCGGCACGCUCGGGGUACAGGCAACGAAUUCGCCAGGAUGUAUCGCCUUGACUACAGCCGAGACGGCCUGGUCUGGAUGUCCUGGAAGAAUCGCCUUGGCAACAAGAUAAUAGACGCCAACGAUAAUGCGUAUGCCUCCGUCAUCAAAGACCUACACCCGCCCAUCAUCACCCGCUACCUCCGCCUCAUCCCUGUCACCAGAGUUUCCGCUACCAUCUGCAUGCGGGUCGAGCUGUAUGGCUGUCCCUGGCACGAUGGAUUAAUGUCCUACAACUCUCCUGAGGGACAGGUGAUGGCAUCACCUGGCUACCCUGUCACUUAUCUUAAUGACUCCACAUAUGAUGGCUACCAAAAGCGGCGGAUACUGUCUGAGGGCUUAGGUCAGCUGACAGACGGCAUCAUCGGGCAGGAUGACUUCUCCCUGACCCGGCAGUAUCACGUGUGGCCAGGGUAUGACUACGUGGGCUGGAGGAACGAGAGCCUUGGGCCCGGGUUCGUGGAGAUGGAGUUCGUUUUUGACAGGCCACGUAAUUUCACCUCCAUGAAGGUGCACUGCAACAACAUGUUCUCCCGGGGGGUGAAGAUCUUCUCGGCAGUGUCCUGCGUCUUCAAGCCGCGGCUGGUGGGCGACUGGGAGCUGCAGGCGGUGGAGUUCCGGACUGUGCUGGAUGACCGCAACCCCAGCGCUCGCUACGUGACCGUGCCGCUUGGCCGCCGGGCCGGAAGGGCCCUCCGCUGCCGCUUCUCCUUUGCUGACACCUGGAUGAUGUUCAGUGAGAUCUCCUUCCAAGCAGCAGACACAGUGAUCCCCACACGACUGCCACUGGAGACGACCAGCUCCGUCACCACGGUGGAGAGCUCCACCCCCACUCACAGGACAGUGACCACUCCCCCCAGCAAGGACUCCCCCGAAUAUGGGAACACCUCCAUCCUGAUUGGCUGCCUGGUGACUAUCAUCCUCCUGCUGCUGGUGAUCAUCUUCCUCAUCUUGUGGUGCCAGUAUGUCUGCAAGGUUCUAGAGAAGGCUCCCCGGCGCAUCCUGGAAGAGGAAGUCACGGUGCGCCUCUCUUCGAGCAGUGACACCAUCGUCUUGAACACACCCCCAGUGCCACCCCGGGUCUCUCAGAUGGACCCUCCCUAUGAGAGGGUCUUUCUGCUGGACCCCCAGUACCAGGACCCCUCGGUACUGAGAAGCAAGCUGCCCAAGUUGCCUCAGAGUGCUGAGGCCUCUGCCUGUGCUCUCAGUAACCCUCUCUAUGAAAUAUACCUGCCCUCUCAUGGUGCGAUGGACGCCCUCUCGCACGGUAAGAGUGGAAAGAAGGAGGUGGUAAGAAAGGUGAAGAAAUGUGGCCUGAAGGUGCCCCCUUUAAAACACCUCAUCCAUGCAAGACAGCUCCUCUCUCUUCCUCCUCAGUUUGGGUGUGGUGGGGGCUACGCUGAGCCCGACAUCACCCAGUGCACCCCGCACCAGAGCUUCCAGAGCGCGGUGCCUCACUACGCCGAGAUGGACAUCGUGAGCCUGCAGGGCGUCACGGGCAGCAACAUGUACGCCGUGCCGGCGCUCACCAUCGACUCGCUCACCCGCAAGGACAUCUCCGUGGCUGAGUUUCCACGGCAGCGGCUGCUCUUCCGGGAGAAGCUGGGCGAGGGCCAGUUUGGGGAGGUUCACCUGUGUGAGGCAGAGGGGCUCUCCGAGUUCCUGGGGGAGGGCGCCCCCCUGCUGGACCAGGAUGCGAGAUCGGUGCUUGUCGCUGUCAAGCAGCUCCGCCCGGACGCUACCAGCAAUGCCAGGCAUUUGUCCAUCCAUCCACCCAUUUUCCAAACCGCUUAUCCUACUGGGUCGCGGGGGGUCCGGAGCCUAUCCCAGAAGCAAGGGGCACAAGGCAGGGAACAACCCAGGAUGGGGGGCCAGCCCAUCGCAGGGCACACUCACACACCAUUCACUCUCACACGCACACCUAUGGGCAAUUUAGCGACUCCAAUUAGCCUCAGCAUGUUUUUGGACUGUGGGGGGAAACUGGAGUACCCGGAGGAAACCCCACGACAACAUGGGGAGAACAUGCAAACUCCGCACACAUGUGACCCAAGCAGAGACUCGAACCCGGGUCCCAGAGGUGUGAAGUAACAGUGCUAACCACUGCACCACCAUGCCGCCCCCAGGCAUUUGUCAUUCAUGUGAUUUUGGAUGCUUUUAAAUUCUGUCUCUUUGCACCCUGUUAGGUAAGUGUGUGAGUUUCACAUCAGCUGCAUUGGCCAAGUAUGUUCAUGCAUACAAGGAAUUUGUCUCCAGUUUGUCGUUGUAGAAAAGUAAAAAAAAAACUAUUAAAUACAGGAUGUACAGAAAUGACUUAAGCCAGAAGGAAACUGUAUGCAGUUGCAUAGUGUAAGAUGCUGGUUGCUAUAUAUACAGACGUGGACAAACCUGUUGGUGCCCUUCCACAAAAAACAAAUUCACACAAGUAUAUCUGAAAUAACUUGAAACUGACAAGUUUAAUGACAUCCCUUAUUAUCUAUUCCAGAUUUAACACA
Molecule: messenger RNA, 3077 nt
Organism: Brienomyrus brachyistius
Lineage: Eukaryota; Metazoa; Chordata; Actinopteri; Osteoglossiformes; Mormyridae
Gene: ddr2l
Product: discoidin domain receptor family, member 2, like
Exons: 15
Coding region: 265-2673 (802 amino acids)
Biological process (GO): positive regulation of kinase activity; protein phosphorylation; multicellular organism development
Cellular component (GO): signaling receptor complex; membrane
Molecular function (GO): collagen binding; protein tyrosine kinase collagen receptor activity; ATP binding
Source: RefSeq, a predicted model, not a curated record